AUGACUAGAAUUACAGCCAACGAGUUCACAGGCGCCACGUUCAGACCGGAACAAUUUGUGCAGUCUGAACGGCGUAAUUCCAAGUUGAAUAUCGACCAGCUCAAUCUAUUUGUGGAGUCAAGUCCGGAAAAUGCGCAACUGACGCACGAUCUGAUUACACAGGUUACCAUGGACCCCGUUCUCAAAACGGGAAGUGACUACUACGACAUGGACAAAGCCCAGCAUCGCAAGGCUACCGCGUUAAAGAUCGCCAAAAUGGCGCUGUAUAUGGAACAGGACAUUCAAAUGGCGUUCAAAAAAUAUCGGAACCACGACGUGGUCAAGGGCCUGCAAACCGACAACGAGUAUCCAAUUUUGACCGCAAAAGACUUGGGUAUCUUCGACAAACGGCUCUCGAUCAUCUCCAAUCAAGACCCCCAACUGGGGACCAGAAUCGGCGUGCAUUUGGGGCUUUUUGGAAACUGUAUUCGCGGAAACGGAACAGAUCAGCAGAUCAGGUACUGGCUCCAGGAGAAAGGCGCAUUGUUCUUGAAAGGCAUUUACGGCUGUUUCGCCAUGACAGAACUCGGACAUGGCUCGAAUGUAGCGCAGUUGCAAACACGUGCAGAGUACAAUCCAAAGACAGACUCUUUUGUCAUAAACACGCCCGACUUGCCUGCCACAAAAUGGUGGAUCGGAGGCGCUGCUCACUCCGCUACUCAUGCUACCGUUUAUGCCAGACUUAUCGUUAACGACAAGGACUACGGGGUAAAAACGUAUGUGGUUCCCCUCAGAGACCCGGACACGUUCCAGCUCUUGGCUGGGGUGUUCAUAGGCGACAUUGGCACUAAGAUGGGCCGCGACGGCAUUGACAACGGCUGGAUUCAAUUCCAGAACGUUGUGAUCCCACGCGAGUAUAUGUUGAGCAGGUUCACGAAAGUCGUCAAUAGUGGCAACGAUGUUCGGGUGCUGACAGAACCCACUUUGGAUCAGAUAUCAGGGUACAGCGCCUUGUUAAAUGGACGGGUUAAUAUGGUGAUGGAUUCUUUUAGGUUCGGCUCCAAAUUCGCCACAAUUGCUAUUCGCUACGCCGUUGGUAGACAGCAGUUUGCUCCGAACAACGACAAAAGCGACGAUGCGUCCGAAACGCAACUCAUUAAUUACCCACUGCAUCAAUACCGUGUCCUACCUCAUUUGGCCAUUGUGUAUUUGAUUUCGCCUGCAGCUUUCAAACUCAUGGAUACUUACCAUACCACUCUCGAGCAGCUCUACAAAGUGUCUUCGUCUGGCAACAAACGCGAGCUAAAGCCUGUGAGCAUGAAAUUGAAAGAUUUGUUCAUUGACAGUGCAAGCCUGAAAGCCACGGGUACGUGGCUAGUUGCCAGCCUAAUCGAUGAACUUCGGCAAGCUUGUGGAGGGCACGGCUACUCUGCUUACAAUGGUUUUGGGAAAGGUUACAAUGACUGGGUUGUGCAGUGCACAUGGGAGGGUGACAACAACAUUCUGUCUUUGACUUCAGCCAGAAGUAUUAUGAAGAAAUACGCAGAUUUAGCGAAGGGAAACACACAAACGUCCGAGUCCUUCAGAUACUUGUCGCCCGAGCUAGUCAUGGGUGUAUUGAAAGGCUCGCAUUCCGCAAAGCUCGAAACACUAGAGGACUACACUGACGUUUGGGGCAUCAUGUUGAUCAAAAUGCUACAUUUUUGCGUCAAAUUGGUGAAGGAGACCAAGAGCACUGAUUCCAUCUCGAAGCAUCUGGUUAUGAUAUCUCGUUUCCAUGCAUUCCACUCGAUGUUGAGAGCAUACUAUUUGAAGUUGAAAGACCCUUCGGAUUCGCAUGUCACGGAUGAAAACUCACAAAAAAUGCUGUGGAGCCUAUAUCAGUUGUUCUCGUUAUACUUCAUUGACAAACACUCGGGAGAGUUUCAGCAGUUUAAGGUUUUCACCCCAGAUCAGAUUUCAACUAUAGUUCAGCCAAAACUCAUGGGUUUGCUGCCAGAAAUCCGUAAAGAGUGUAUUCCUCUAACGGACGCGUUCAAGCUUCCCGAUGCCAUGCUAAACGCACCCAUUGGCUACUAUGACGGGGACAUUUACAACAACUACUACAAUGAAGUCAUCAAAAACAAUCCUCCAGAGGCCGAUGGGCCCGGAAAACCCGAAUAUCACGCUCACCUCACCACGAUGCUCAGACGUGGUUUCCAGGAAACUGAGGAUUUGGGGAAGCUGGGAAAAUAG
Molecule: messenger RNA, 2214 nt
Organism: Lachancea meyersii CBS 8951
Lineage: Eukaryota; Fungi; Ascomycota; Saccharomycetes; Saccharomycetales; Saccharomycetaceae
Source: the annotation of a GenBank genome assembly